GUGUAACACCCGAAUGACUACGGAAGAGAUUUACCGUCACACCGUUACCGGUAUCCGGUCUCUAUCGUGUCAGCUUCGCUGCUAAGAUGACGAAGGGAACAUCGUCUUUCGGAAAACGUCGCAACAAGACGCACGCUUUGUGUCGUCGAUGCGGCUCCAAGGCUUACCAUCUUCAGAAGUCUGAGUGUGGUAAAUGCGGUUACCCCGCCAAGCGCAAGAGGAGUUAUAACUGGAGUGCCAAGGCCAAGAGACGCAACACUACCGGUACUGGGCGUCUCAGACACCUGAGGGUGGUGUACCGCAGGUUCAGGAACGGCUUCCGUGAGGGAACGGCUCCCAAACCCAAGAGGGCCGCCGUGGCUGCCUCCAGCUCCUCUUAGUCCCCCUCUCCCCAUCCCCGUCUGAAAUAAAGAGACAGUCAACA
Hypomesus transpacificus is the source of this 424-nucleotide messenger RNA. Its product is annotated as 60S ribosomal protein L37. The record is from RefSeq and is a predicted model, not a curated record. Bases 87 to 380 code for a protein of 97 amino acids. Gene Ontology annotation, molecular function: structural constituent of ribosome; RNA binding. Lineage: Eukaryota; Metazoa; Chordata; Actinopteri; Osmeriformes; Osmeridae. Gene Ontology annotation, biological process: translation. Gene Ontology annotation, cellular component: ribosome; cytosolic large ribosomal subunit. The transcript is spliced from 4 exons.